AUGGUCUCCUGCACGGAGGAGGGCCCUGGGCGUGCAGUAGGCCGUGUUCUCACUGCGGGGCUACACAUCCUCAAUGACGGCAGCCACACUUUCGUGCGCCGAGGUGCGGUUCGGAGUGCCAUCGAUCUCUCCCUCGUGUCGGACGACUGCCACUACUCGUGGCGCCGCAGUCCCGACACCGAGGGCUCGGAUCACUAUCCGAUCUACCUGGAGCCGCUUCACGCCGGGGCACGACACACAAGAGUGUACGAUGUGGUUAAAUGGCCCCAAUUCCGCGAACUGUGUGCUUCAGUGCCAGUCGCGGGUGACUUCUUUGGCCACAUUGCUGCGUGCGCGUCUGCAGCCACGGUCGUGUGUCGUGUUCCGGCCGGCACUCCAGCCCCCGACAUGAAGCUCCUCAACCUGCGGGCUGCUCGCCGCCUCGUUCAGCGCAAAGCCGAACGCUCGGAGAAGGCAGAGGACUGGACUGUAUACAACCGUAUCGACGCGGUCUGUCGCCGCCACGCCCACCAUCGCCGCGACGGGAGCUGGUCCAGCCUCUGCCGAACCCUCGACGAUCGGCGCUACCAAAAGCGUUCGUGGCGCAUCCUUCAGGCACUCCUCAGACCGAGGAUUCCGCGCUCACCGGCGCUGUCAAUAGCAGUCACUCUGGGCAUCUCAACAUCUCAGCUGGCCGAGCUUCUUGCUGACACCUUUUGCGUCUCGGCAGCUGCGCCCGCUGGUGUUACCGCCCCUGCGCUGCCACCUCACAGCAGGCCCGAACUUUUCGCCCCACUCCGCUAUUUUCCCACACCGGCGAUAGUGGCGGAAAUUGCGGAAUUGUGUUCAGCGGACUUCACCAUGCGGGAGCUCCGCAGCGUGCUCGACUCUCGCAAGCGCCGGUCGGCACCAGGUAGUGAUGGCAUCACAUACCAGAUGCUGCGAAACAUCGACAGCAGCCUCCUCCCGCAGCUUCUUGCCGCCUACAACACCGUCUGGCGCACAGGGGAGCUGCCGGCCUCGUGGAGGGAAGCCCUGGUUAUUCCUUUGCACAAAAAAGGAAAACCCUCGUCCGACCCGAAGUCCUACAGGCCGGUCUCCCUCACGUCGGCAGCUGGGAAGGUGUUCGAGGCCAUGGCACUUCGGCGGCUUCAGUGGAUCGCUGCUGCGCUCGAUUUCCUGGCGGCCGAGCAGAGCGGCUUUCGCAGCCAUCGAGCCACGGCUGAUUGCAUCGCCGACGCUGUCGGCCUUCUAGAGGAGGCGAAACACCGUGGCGAGGCUGGCUACCUGGUUCUUCUCGACGUGAAAAGUGCCUUUGACUCGCUCCCACACUCAACCAUCACGGACGCGCUCUGUGCCAUGGGAGUGAGUGAUAACCUCCUCAGGUAUGUUCAGGCAUUCCUGAGUGACCGCACUUUUCGCGUUCGCAUUGGCGGGGAGAUCAGCGCGCCUCGUUCGGUGAAUGCCGGGGUGCCGCAGGGCAGCGUGUUGAGCCCCUUCCUGUUCAACCUCGCCCUUGCGCGCAUCACCGACUACCUGCCGCGCGCCACGGCCGUCGAGGUGCGCGUCGCCAUGUACGCGGACGAUAUCGCGCUGUUUGCGUGUGGGCCCACCUCGCGUGGCCGUGAAGUGCGCGCCAGUGUACAGUCGUACAUCAACGCGGUGGACUACUUCGUCAGCGGCAUCGGGCUGGAACUUUCCGCCGAAAAAACCGAGGCACUGCUCGUCCACCCGGAUCCGCUGGCACGCUAUCAGGUGGCAAAGCUCUCACUCCGAGGCUGUCAGCUCCCUUGGCAGCGCAGGGUGCGGUACCUCGGCCUUACCAUCGAUCAUCGGCUCAGCUGGAAUCCUGCCAUAGCAGAAAUCCGCAAGGGUUCACGGAACAUCGCCCGCGUGGCUUCCUGCGUGCUCGCCGGUGGCAAGGGCUGCUCCCCUGUACUCGCGCUGCGCCUGUACAACGCGGUCGCUACGGCCAGGACGCUGUACAGUGUUCAGCUCGUCGGGCUCAAGCCCAUACAGUGGGAAUCACUCGACGUCGUCCACCGUGGAGCCGUGCGCCGCAUCUUUGCGCUGCCUCGUACCUCGCCGGUUGGUCCCACCUUGGCGGAGACAAAUCAACUCCCACUCUCCCUGCGUGCCAAGGCCGGCGCUUUGCGGCACGUUCACCGAAUGCAUCAGACGCAGCAGGGUCAGCAGCUGGCCAUCCGACUGCUCUCUCGCCCCAACUCAGGCAUGGGUCGGCACGCUCUCGAGUACGCCGCACUCGUGCCUGAGAUGCCACACUGCGGCUGGCUACCCAUCCCUCCACAUCGGGACCGCGGCCUGGAGAUAUCAACCACCGUUCCCGGAGUGAGAUGUAAGAGGAGGACUCCACAGUGUGCGCUACAACAAGAGACUGCUGCUGUGAUUGACGGGCAACUUUCCGGUCGCGUCCUCUUAUACACCGAUGGAUCGGUGACAACGGAGGGAUCAGCAGCCGCUGCCUGCAUUGCUCCCACCCUUGAGGUCGCCGGAAAAUGUCGGCUCCCAAUCGCCGCCUCCUCGACGACUGCCGAGCUCGCGGCACUUGACCUGGCGGCCGAAAUACUGGCAAAGUUUCUCCCACCGGCGGCAGCGGUCCUGUGCGACUCGCGCGCCGCACUUCUUGCACUUGCGCGAGGGGAGCGAGGUGCCCUGAUCGCGCAACGUCUAUACCGCAAGUUCACGGUGAUCCAGAACAGCGGCUGCGACCUCGUCUUCCAGUGGGUGCCAUCCCACGUUGGCAUACAGGGCAACGAGGCGACCGACGCCCUCGCCAAGGAAGGCCACGAUCCCCGCACGCCGUUCACCACUUUCGUGCGUGUCAGCGACGAGGCUCGCCUCAUCAUCGCGCGUCAUGUGCGCUCUCUGCAUCCGGAUGCGCGAGUCGCAUCGGGAACACCUCCGCGCGUACUUCCGAGGACUGGCCUCAACAGACGUGCGCGUGCGUUUCUUCUCCGGCUGCGCAUCGGAUGCAGCCGCACCGCCGAUCGCCUCUUCCGGCUUUCUGGCAGCGGAAACCCAAAGUGUGAGCAGUGCCCAGCGGACGAGACCAUCGAUCACAUCCUGCUGCAGUGCCCGGGAUACGAUGAUCAUCGCCGUCGUCUGUUCGGAGCCUUCAGCAGACUGGGCCUACCACACCUGUGCCUGGACGAACUCCUGUUCCCCAGCGCACAACAUUCUAAAGUCCUGCAGGCGUUCCACGCGCUGUUGGAUUUUUUCGGCGACGCCGACCUAUUUACGCGCCUUUGA
This is a messenger RNA of Rhipicephalus sanguineus (brown dog tick), 3249 nucleotides long. RefSeq lists its product as uncharacterized. The record is from RefSeq and is a predicted model, not a curated record. Bases 1 to 3249 code for a protein of 1082 amino acids. Lineage: Eukaryota; Metazoa; Arthropoda; Arachnida; Ixodida; Ixodidae. Gene Ontology annotation, molecular function: RNA-DNA hybrid ribonuclease activity; nucleic acid binding. The transcript has a single exon.